Molecule: messenger RNA, 1035 nt
Organism: Dendrobium catenatum
Lineage: Eukaryota; Viridiplantae; Streptophyta; Magnoliopsida; Asparagales; Orchidaceae
Product: probable ATP synthase 24 kDa subunit, mitochondrial
Exons: 7
Coding region: 112-843 (243 amino acids)
Biological process (GO): pollen development
Source: RefSeq, a predicted model, not a curated record
CUGCCGAACAAAAGGCGGUGAACUUACCACUACUAGGUAAAUGGGUAAAUGCCUUUCGCUUGAGUCGCAGCCCCAAUUCUGCAGGAAUAGGAGAGAAGAGGAUCUCUGGACAUGGCGUUGGCUUAUCGUUUACUCUCGCGAUCCAGACAGUUAUCAGUUGUUCCUGUUGUAAUACCACAAGAGCAUUUAGCAACAGUUCGUUCGUUCGCAAAAGAUGCUGCUCCACCUGCAUUGCCCCGCCUUAAAGGAGAUGAAAUGUUGAAGAACAUCUUUUAUGAGGUGAAGAAUAAAUUUGAUACUGCCCUUGGGAUUCUUUCCAAGGAAAAGAUCACAAUUGAUCCUGAUGACUCCACUGCAGUAUCUCAGUAUGCAAAAGUCAUGAGGACCAUUAGAGAAAAGGCAGAUUUAUUUUCGGAUUCUCAGAGAAUCAAGUAUACAAUUGAACAGAGGACCCAAGAUAUUCCUGAUGCUCGAACUUAUUUGCUAGCACUGCAAGAGAUACGUAUAAAGAGUGGUCUCCUUGAUGAAUUGGGUGCUGAGGCAAUGAUGAUCGAAGCAUUGGAUAAGGUUGAAAAUGAGAUUAAGAAACCUCUUCUAAGGUCGGACAAAAAGAACAUGGCUCUACUCCAAGCAGAGUUUGACAAAGUCAACAAAAAGCUUGGGAUUAGGAAGGAAGAUCUUCCUAAAUAUGAGGCAGACUUGGAAAUCAAGAUUGCCAAAGCAGAGUUGCACGAACUAAAGAAGGAUGCAGUCGAGGCAAUGGAAACCCAGCUAAAGAGGGCAGAAUUCAAGGACGAGAAGAUGCCCGAUGUUAGAUCACUGGAUAUCAGAAACUUCCUCUGAAAUUUUGAGGUUAUCUGAACCUUUUUUAUGUUACCAUGAACAUUUUUCUCUUUGCUGCAUCAAUUUCUCGGCCUGUGCCGGUCUCAUGAACAACAGCAGGUAGAGCUUUCAAUGUUUCAACUGAAAUUCUGAAAAUAAAUGUAUUGAAACAAAGUUUUCUAAUGAUAUAUUUGGGCUUGAAACAUUUCUUUA